AUGUCAAAUAUCAAGAAACUUGCAAAUUUCAGUCGUGUCUCAGACAUUGCCACCGACGUGAAUGAUUUCUUUACCUUUUCAAGUGCCAGUGGAGGUUCAAGCAAUAGUAAUCGACACGACCGUGGUGACGGAAAUUCAAGUCAAUUUUCAUCCCGAUAUUCACACGACACGUAUGAUUGUCGAGUGUUAUUGCGAAUAUUGAGUUUUCAAUUUUUACCCAUUGAAAUUGCUUCCGAUUCUGCCACCAUUACAAAUCCUUUUUGUUCGAAUUGGCGAGUUCGUGUGGAAUUAUUGAGUCAUCAACAACAAGAAGAAGGAAAUCAACAACAGCCAACCAAUCAUUCAUCGAAUCAAGAUGAUGUUUUUGAUAGUUAUGUGUUUGAUAUCAAUGGAUCUUUGGUUCAAUCUCAUUCAUCGAUCGAUUCUGUGUUUAGUGAAAGAAAUGGAGUGAGACCUUGUAAAGUAGUACUUUCACAGUUGAAUUCAAAUUCUACGAGUAAUUCAUCCAUUGUGUUGGCAUCAACGAAUAAUUCGUUGGAGAGUUCUCAACAAUCGACCACAACAACAACAACGAAUUUACUUCAAAAUAAUUCUUCUCCAACAAAUUCUAAUAUGGUCAUUUGUAGUAAUUUAUUUGACAUGAUUUUUGAAGAGAAGUCUACAAUUCUCUCAUCAAGUAUGAAUAUGAAAUCAGUUUCUCCAAGAAGUGAAUUACUUUGUGCAUUGUGUUAUACAUUUCCGUUUCCACAUUUUCUUAUUGAGCAAUUAUAUUUCAAAAUUUCAAUCUAUACAGUUGAAAAACCAAAUAGGAAGCAACAGCAAGAAUUUGGAAAUCAAUUAAUAGAAACUCUCGUUGCCUAUUGCAAAACAGAUGUCAUCUCAACCAUGUAUCAACCUCUCAACACAGCUUUUAUUAAUAAGAAAAUUAGAAUUCGAGCUUUGAAAAAGAGAACCAACGAUUCAAAGAAUGCUCUCAAUCAACAACAAAAACCUAGAUGUAACAUUCAAGUGAAAGUGGAAAAAUUUAUUUGA
Molecule: messenger RNA, 1032 nt
Organism: Naegleria lovaniensis
Lineage: Eukaryota; Heterolobosea; Eutetramitea; Acrasida; Naegleriidae
Exons: 1
Coding region: 1-1032 (343 amino acids)
Source: RefSeq, a predicted model, not a curated record